AUGCCAACAGCAACCAGAACAAGUGUAUACGAUGGAGGGGAGGGUAGUGAAGGCACGGGUGACGUGGGAGCCAGCCCAAUGGGGGAGGCAAGCCCAGGCAGUAGCUCGGGCCAGCCCACACCAGCGGGGGUACCCAUCGCAACAAGAACAUCUGUCAAGGCUACUUUGUUUUGCGAAUGUCUUGAGAAGAAAGCAAAUCAAGCUAAGAAGGCUGCGCAACAAGCCAAGAAAGAUGUGCAGAUAGCAAGACUGUCUAUCACAUCUGGCAAGGUGGACGACAUCACUGAAGGUGAUGAACACUGA
Molecule: messenger RNA, 303 nt
Organism: Sphaeroforma arctica JP610
Lineage: Eukaryota; Ichthyosporea; Ichthyophonida
Exons: 2
Coding region: 1-303 (100 amino acids)
Source: RefSeq, a predicted model, not a curated record